AUGCCUCUGACACACGUCCAAUCACGCAUCGUAGCAGCCGCCUGGUCCGGCAACCUGCCACCAGCCCCCCACUCAACCGGUCUGCCACGCCUGGAUCCCGACAUCCCCUCCACCGACCCUUCCAAAUGGUCCAGCAGAGCCACCACGUCGCUCGCUCAAGAUGCAGGCAACAAGACAAGCGACCUCGGCUACCCGUCUGACUCCGCCUAUCAGGACGCACUGCUCAACCUCCUCCCCGCGUACCUCAGACCAAGAGGAACCGACGAAGCCACAAAAGUGCCCGAUAAAGAAACAUCAGCACUCAGCGAGCUGCCUGUGCCCGCAGCUGACGAGGGGUGGUCGAGAAUGCCCGAUUUCCGCAACCAGAGAAGACAGGACACCAAGCGGCUGCGACGCUUGCUACUCGGAUACUAA
This is a messenger RNA of Sporisorium graminicola, 414 nucleotides long. RefSeq lists its product as uncharacterized. NCBI's taxonomy places the organism in Eukaryota, Fungi, Basidiomycota, Ustilaginomycetes, Ustilaginales, Ustilaginaceae. Bases 1 to 414 code for a protein of 137 amino acids. The transcript has a single exon. The record is from RefSeq and is a predicted model, not a curated record.